AGAAUCGAUAGUUUUGUAGUGAUACUAGUGUUGCGCAACGCCGGAGCAGCCAAUAAUUGAUAUUUGAAGUGUCAGCGGAAUCGAAGUCUGACAAAGAAACUCUAUUUCCUUAGAAUUGUGUUAUGUUUUCCGUGAAAGAGGCCAAUUGAACCAUCCGCAACAUUUAGAAGUAACCAUUUCUGUGCGGUCAAUUCGCUAUCUCGCUCGCACUUGCGCACGUGCUCGUCAUUUACCCUAAGCCGUCAAAAAUCCCGCCCUUCUACUUUCCACGCCCAUUAAGAUGGCUCCUAAGAAGCAUAGUGCGUUCAUGGUGUUCGUAACCGAGUGGAGGAAUCAUAACGUUGAGGGCCGCCGAAUGACGCUGCCGCAGGCUGUUUCCCACUGCGGGACCAUUUGGGAGAAAAUGACCGCCCAGCAGCGGGGUCCGUACCAAUCAGGCGCCAAGGACGCAGACGUCGCGGAUCGUGCUAAAAGGGAGCGUCUCAACUGCCACGGCCAGGGUAUCGCCCAGGUGGAUCAGGUCCAAAAGGAGGCCGCCGAGAGUUUGAUGCACAUGAAGCGCUCCACCGAGCGCCUCGUGAUAAACGCCAAGAAGUCCCAUGAUCUGGAGAACGCCAAGUUUGUCUUCGCCACCUUCAACUACUUCACUAAGGCAUUGACCACCGACGUCUAUGUGCCCGCUGAGUUUGCGGCAUGCGAAUACUCGUUAAAGGAGGGAAUACGGUCUAUCUACAGCUCCAUGAUUGAUCCUGGUCAGAUCAUCUUUGGGCAAGGUAGCGAUGCCCUGCACCACUCGUCAACCACUCACGACCUGCCGCUGCCACCCAACGCGCUGGGCGAGAAGAACAUGGCCAAGCUGUACCGCAACAUUAUUGACUACCUAACCAAAUGCCAGGGAGGAGACAAGCCCUUAAUCGUCUUUACCCCCGCCGAAAACAUUGCAAUGGUAAAGUCAUGUUUUCGCUAUUUGGAGUGCGAGGAUGACUCCAAGGACGGGGGCAGAACAAUCCAGGUGUUUGAUAUAGAGUACUUGCUAUUCAUAUUGAAGAAGGAGGUCAUGGAUGUCGCUGAUUUGAAUGAUGAGAAAAUCAACAAAUUUGUGACGGAUGCCUUUUUUAAAAAAGACUUUUUCGAGUUUACCGCAGGGAUUGCGUGUCAGUAUCACGAGGAUAAUGAUCGAACAAAGUACUGUACCCAGAGUAUGGUGACUAGAUGGGCGUAUACCUUCAGUGAUUUUAUGUGCGGAGACCUGGCCAUAACCGUCCAACCCGGAAAGCACAUACCUGCCCACACAAAACCCAACUACCGUAUCAUAAGCUCGGACGCCUCUUCUCUUGCCCAUGAGUCCUCCUUCGACUCUUUUUACUCACUACCUGGGUCACGGGUGAAGAAGGAAAACCAAUCCGAAGAUGUUUUGUUAUCUAGCAGUCGACCUUCCGUCGAAUCUAGCUCCUACACGCCCACGGACCACACCGCCUUUACCGCGGAUUUAAGCAAAUUAUGUGAAUUCCCCAGCCUCGGCAUGCGUAAUUCCAGUAAGCACCGCGGUCUCGACGUUAGUGCUCAGCGGGAAAGGAACGCAGGGGCCUGGAACUUACCGACGCAUUCGCGUUCUAUUCAGAAGUUUUCAGAUAACGACUUUAGCGUAACCGGCGCUGAUGGGAAACAUAAAAACUAAGGCACAUUUGAUUUAAAAACAUUGAUUCCUGAUAGAUAUUUUUUUUGUAUCGGAUUAAACUAUAUUGCUUAGUUAUUAUAGUUACUAUUACUUGUAUACAACCUAACUGAAUUCGCCAUUGAUUGUUUCUAAGCCUUUAUUGAUUAUAUCGGACCGUUUUCUUAUUAAAUACAUUAGAUUUUUAGAAUCACUGUGUUAUUUGGUUGGACAGG
Molecule: messenger RNA, 1890 nt
Organism: Drosophila erecta
Lineage: Eukaryota; Metazoa; Arthropoda; Insecta; Diptera; Drosophilidae
Gene: mael
Product: protein maelstrom
Exons: 5
Coding region: 281-1678 (465 amino acids)
Biological process (GO): regulation of miRNA-mediated gene silencing; negative regulation of DNA-templated transcription; piRNA processing
Cellular component (GO): P granule; nucleus
Molecular function (GO): sequence-specific DNA binding
Source: RefSeq, a predicted model, not a curated record